UGGAUACAAAAGAUAUGAAGAGUUACAAAGUGAUUUAAAUAAUAUUGCUUGGGAGUCUACUUCAGAAGAUGAUUUUCAAAAUCAAUAGAAAGAUUUUCUGAUUGAAUAUGGUCUAGACAAUAACAAAUGGCUAUCAGGGUGAAUCAAAUACAUGUCAAGUUACUCCUUGCGAGAAGGACAAUUCAAUCAAGAGGAGAAUAAACAUGAUGGAAAUAGAGCGUGCCCUCUUUCUUGCUCUCAACGCUGAUGAGCACUCUCAAUGCGAAUUAGCCUUCUUGAGCUCGCUGUCCGUCGCCAGUAGCGUCUCCAAUAGAAGUGGCGUUACUCUUUGUGACAGCAUCUCUCGGCUCUCUAUACAUUCCCUUUCGUUUCUACUAAUGCGUUAUGCUUCUGCAAGUGAACCAACUAGGAAAACUGCAACAGGAAGUUGGACUCUGCAACCAAAACAGACUGGCUUAGCAUCAUUUGAUCAUUUGAAAUGGAAAAAGAUCCAAAUAUUAAGAUGCCGCAAAAAAGUACAAAUACAAAGAAAUCUGAAACAUGAACAAGAAGGAAAAUACAGCAGGAAACUUUUGAAGAACUAGCAUCUCGGGUAUAUUGUGUGUUUAUUACUUGCAAAGUUAUUAUUUUAGCACCUAUUGAAUUUUAUCUAUCUGAUUUUAUAACAGUUCUUUGCUUCUUUGUUUUCUUCAAUAGUUCAAUUUGUACUUAUCUAUUAGACAAUUUAUAACAAUGAAGCUUUGGUACAUGAUAUGAAACCACUCUUAGACUUAUUUAGGGUACGCUUGCUUCUGAUUAUUUGGAGAGUAACAGUAAACUUAUGUCCUUAGAAAUGCUUACAUUUCUCAGAAUUAAGAUCUUGAUUAUUGGUUGUAGUCCAAUUUUGUUGUUUCUGCUACUGGUGGCCCAAGCUGUCUUGCUACUUAUAAAAUUUACACAAAAAUGUGAGAAGUGAGAACGGAUUUUUUUGUCAGUUAAAAGAAAAAAGAAAAGCUGAGUUUUGUGAAAAGAAGCAAACCAAAGGCCCCUUAAUCUAUGUCUGGUGUGAUUGAGUACAAUUUUGAAUUACAUUAAAAAAUUAGAUAGGUAAAUUCGUUGGUUUAAAUUUCAAUUAUUUGGUUUUAAUAUAUAAUUAUAUGUGUGCUGGAUAGUGUGUACGUGGAAUUCAUCCGUGCAUAUGUGAUGUUCAUAACUUUUGAUGUAGUUCAUUGCUCGUACUUUUGCACAUACUUUAAUGAGAUUUUGCACAUCUUACUCGGCUACUUUGCACCCAUCUUAAUAAAAUUUUGCACACAUGAAUCAGACAGUUUGCACUCACUUUAAUAGAUUUUGCACACAUGAAUCAAACAAUUUGCACCCACUUUACUCAAGAUUUUGCACACAUGAAUCAGACAGUUUGCAUCCACUUUAAUGAGAUUUUACACAAAUGUAUGAGACAGUUUGUGCCCAAUUUAAUGA
This is a messenger RNA of Arachis duranensis, 1458 nucleotides long. RefSeq lists its product as uncharacterized. The record is from RefSeq and is a predicted model, not a curated record. The coding region runs from base 204 to 584 and encodes 126 amino acids. The transcript has 5 exons. Lineage: Eukaryota; Viridiplantae; Streptophyta; Magnoliopsida; Fabales; Fabaceae.